AGUCGUUUGUUCUAGUCGUUCUAGUACACAAAAUCCGUCUGUCAUUUUCAAAUUCGAGUUGUUUUCAUAUUUACGCAGCUCGACCUAAUGAAUAUUUACAAUCUGGGAAUGAUAAAACCUACAGAUCAUCAUAUUAGUCCACAUUACGCGAGACUGUAAACUGAGAAGGUUUGUUUACUUUUCAAUUUUUUGUUUCAUCGGAUCUGGCAUCAUAAAAAGUGUGUUGACGAGAUUGCCAAAGUUAUCAUAUGGUUUUGUUGUUAAAUUUCAAACGAAAGACUGUGCGAUGAAUCAAGUCGGUAUUCCUGAAUAUUUGAACAAGAAUUUAAUGUUCAGCAAGUCGGUUCGAAUCAGUCCCAACGAACAAUGUUUCGAUGUAGUCAUUACACGCGGACCAUGGAUUUAUGUGACGAAAAACGGACAAGUGCUAAGUGUAUGUGAUCUUACCGCAACCGUUCUCAAAGACAUUGAAUGCAGGCAAUCCGAUUUUUCGCAAGAAUGUUCAAAGUUGUACGAUUUCGACAUUUGUUUCUCGUACGCCGGUAGAGUGAAGAACGUUUUCCUUUUGCUAAAAAUGCGAGAUAAGUUCAUUGUAAUGUCCAAACGGAACGAUCAGAUUACAGUUCACAAACAGUUCGAAAAUGUUCGCUUGUUCAAAGUGGAAGAAAAGUUCUGCUCGGUUCAUAUACGAGUUGAAAUGAUGGAUGGAAUUUCUGUGUGCGAGGAUUUGUACCGUUUGACUACAGAUGAUCCUAUAUUUGAUGAGGAACGGUUCAGUGGAGUUGCUAAUACAAUUUCUAAGAGAAUUGCAACGGCCAAAGCAGAACUUUCCACGACAAAGUUAGACGUUCAAAAGUACUUCCAUAUCCUGGCAAAAGAAUUAAGAUUCGGUCCGCAGAGACUACACGACUCAGUGGAGGAGAGAGUAAUGCUUGCUAAAUUCGGUGAUAUUUGGAUUAAACGGCACAACGACAUGUUAGUUUUUGGUGUUCCUGUAUACAAUUGCUGCUAUUCGAGCAAACGGCUGGUUGAAAAUGUUCACAUAAAUCUUCUAUCUGAUCAACUAAACCAUUUCAACUUCACUUAUAAACUGUUCAAAUUUGAAGUGGACGAAACGGCUGCACCGAAUUAUGAUGAUAUAUUAAACAAAGACGACAGCUUCGUGUUCCCUUCCUUCGAACAGGAAUGGCAGCCUAGUGAGAAUAAUAAUUUGCCUCCGGACACUGCAGCCAUUAUAGUGAUCACAACUUCUAUUCCUGAUUUCGUUGGUUUCGCUGUCUUGGAAUUCGCCUGUUUUGUGGAAUACGAAAUUCACGACGAAGGCCGAGUUGAGAACCUUCAAAAUUUCGUGGGAAAAAUCAGCAUUACCGGCGACAUUUUCCACGAUGCGAAAUUUUUGGUCUCAUUUGAAAGGGAUAAUGCUUACAAAGACUUGCUGGCUGUAACAUCAACAUCUCAAUUUGUAUUCAUCAAAUUAGUAUUCAUCGAAACAGCGACGAAAGAGAGUUUUUAUGACUUUCUUUUAAAUCAGUUGGAAUUCAGAAAAACAAGCGAAUCUCCAGAAGAUAAUGCAAAAGACGACGACGACGACGAUAUGGAUAAAUUCGAUUUCCUGUCUACGAACCACGUCUUAAAUCACUCGACCGACAUUUAUUUUCUUCCCAAAGAAAGCAGCUAUUGGAGAAACACUUUAAUACGUACACACUCUCAAGGACUUGUCGACGAAUUGAAGAUAUACAAUCAAUGCAAGGGAAAAAUUGCAUCUCUGAUACAAACUCUAAAGACGAAAUUCAGCAAAGUUGAUAUUCAAUUUGUCGAUGCAAGAUGUGAUGCCGUGAAAUUAAGUGUUUUAAGACACGCUUUGCAGAAGGAAGUUCAAUUUGAAAACCAUCAUCUGCGUUCUACAUCUGAUCUUGUUGACGAAAGUUAUGUGAACCAAAAAUUGAACAGGGAAUUCGAAACCGAUGUUGCUUGUACAUAGGACGAAUAAAUAGAAUUGGAGAAUAUAUUUUGUCAGACCUCCCACAUGUCCGAUUUCGAAUAAACGAUAAUAAAAUGAAUUGGAAAAUUAGUAA
Bradysia coprophila is the source of this 2075-nucleotide messenger RNA. RefSeq lists its product as uncharacterized. The record is from RefSeq and is a predicted model, not a curated record. Lineage: Eukaryota; Metazoa; Arthropoda; Insecta; Diptera; Sciaridae.